This is a messenger RNA of Calliphora vicina (urban bluebottle blowfly), 3654 nucleotides long. Its product is annotated as atrial natriuretic peptide receptor 1. The record is from RefSeq and is a predicted model, not a curated record. Gene Ontology annotation, cellular component: plasma membrane. The transcript has 15 exons. Gene Ontology annotation, biological process: protein phosphorylation; cGMP biosynthetic process; intracellular signal transduction. Lineage: Eukaryota; Metazoa; Arthropoda; Insecta; Diptera; Calliphoridae. The coding region runs from base 1 to 3642 and encodes 1213 amino acids. Gene Ontology annotation, molecular function: peptide receptor activity; guanylate cyclase activity; ATP binding.
AUGCGGCGUUACAGUUUAGUUUUCAUAUGCGGCUGUUGUUUUCUAGUCAUAAUAACUUCACUGACCAUCGUCUAUAAAACAAAAAGGAUUAUUUUACGAAGAAAUCAUUUUUGGCAAGACAACGAAAUAGCCGCCAUUGCUGACACAAAUAAUGGGAACAAUAACGACAUCGUCAGUAAUUCCAACAACGAUAACGAUAGCGACAAUGACAACGACGACGAUGACAAUAACAAUUACAAUGUAAGAAAUUUAGCAUAUGACCUGCAAUCUUUAGCAACCGGUCUAUUUCUUACAACAACAACAACAGCCAGCAAUGAAACAUUACAAAAACAACAUAACUGGCACGAAUCGCUGUACAAUGUGAAGCGACGCAGAAAACGUGAAGUAAUCGAAAUUGAUAAAAUGGGCAAUCGUGUUUACAAUGUCGGCGUACUGAUGGCAUCUCAUUUGGAUUCACCUUUUGACUUGGAACGUUGCGGUCCGGCAGUGGAUUUAGCUUUGGAUGUCAUUAAUAAAGAAUUUCUACAUCCACAUAAUAUUACCUUACGGAAAGUUCAAGCCAGUUAUCCUUCCUGUUCGGGUGCCAAAGCUCCUGGCCUGGCAGCUGAUAUGCAUUUUAAAGAGGAUGUUAUUGCUUUUAUAGGACCAGCAUGUGCGUUUGCUUUGGAACCUGUUGCUCGGCUGGCUGCCUAUUGGAAUUCACCCAUUAUAACGGGUAUGGGAGAUCAGCCCCCCUCCGAAGGAGAAUUGACUGUAACAUCUGGUAUUUUGGGCAGAAUACACAAGUGGAAAAAUGAAAGUACGGGCAUGUUUAAGGAUAAAACCAAAUAUCCAACCUUAACACGCAUGUCCUAUUGCCAGUGUCGUUUAAAAUUAGUGUUUGCCAGUGUAUUUCGUCAGUUUAAUUGGAAACAUGUUGCUCUGAUAGUAGAUCGUUCUGAUUUAUUCUCCCUAACGGUGGGUAAGAAUCUGGAGUACGGUUUGCGGCAGGAGGGAUUAUUGAGUUUUGUACGUGAAUUGAAUGGCAAUGAACAGGAACCAUAUGAACUGUAUUUGAGAGAUGCCAGCAUGUAUGCAAGAGUUGUAAUUUUGUCGGUGCGUGGAACUUUAGUAAGGAAAUUUAUGUUGGCUGCUUAUUCCUUGGGCAUGACUAAUGGCGAUUGGGUAUUUUUGGAUGUGGAAAUAUUUCAGAGUUCAUAUUGGGGAGAUCAUGACUGGGAAAUGGGUGAUUUAGAUGAUGGACGAGCUCGUAAAGCUUACGAAGCUUUAUUGCGUGUUUCGCUAUUGCAACCGUCCAGUCCACAAUAUCAAGGAUUUUCGGAAAAUGUUAGAGAAAUGGCAAUGACGAAUUAUAAUUAUACGUUUAGUGAUGGCGAAGAGGUUAAUUUCUUUAUUGGCGCUUUCUAUGAUGGUGUUUAUCUGCUGGGUAUGGCCCUUAAUGAGACUCUGAGCGAGGGUGAGGAUAUACGUGAUGGCAUGGCCAUAACACGACGCAUGUGGAAUCGAGAUUUUCUUGGCAUAACGGGUCAUGUUCGCAUCGAUGAUAAUGGUGAUCGUGAUGCUGAUUAUUCGAUAUUGGACUUAGAUCCUAUAAAUGGCAAAUUUGCGGUAGUGGCACAUUACUAUGGUCUACACAGAAAUUAUUCUGCUGUCAAUGGCAAAAAGAUACACUGGCCUGGUGGUCGUGAAGGACCCCCGCCUGAUAUACCAAAAUGCGGCUUUUUGGGUAAUUCUCCUGAAUGUCAUGGGAACGAGUUAAUAAUAAUGUACGCCAUGUUUGCUUUUGCGAUAUUUUUGGGUUUCACUUUUCUGGUCGUUUAUUUAAUGUGCAAGCAAAUGAAAUUGAACAAUGAGCUGAAUAACAUGUCCUGGAGAGUGCGACCAGACGAUGUUUUACUAGAAGUAGGACGCUUGUAUGGCAGUAAAAUUGGUUUGCAGAAAUUAAACGCAGAGAACUUUUCCCUGCAACAAUAUGGCAUUCACUCGGGUAGAGCCUCCAUAGCCAGCUGCACAUCUCUGCCCUUAACGCAAGUCUUCACAACAAUUGGAAUUUUUAAAGGAGAACGUGUAGCCAUUAAAAAAAUUCACAAGAAAAAAGUGGAUAUCACAUCGACCCUGCUGUGGGAAAUCAAACAGGCUCGUGAUGUUAGUCACGAAAAUACGGUUCGAUUUGUGGGAUCCUGCAUUGAUCUGCCCCGUCCCACCGUGCUCAUUUUAACCGAAUACUGUCCAAAGGGUAGUUUAAAGGAUGUGCUUGAAAAUGAUGCCAUACAAUUGGAUUGGAAUUUUCGUAUGUCCCUGAUACAUGACAUCGUCAAGGGUAUGGCGUAUUUGCACAACAGUGAUGUACAGGUCCAUGGCAAACUGCGUUCGUGCAAUUGUUUAAUAGAUGGCCGCUUUGUUUUGAAGAUAUCGGAUUUUGGUUUGAGAACCUUGACCACACCAUCGGAGUUUGUAAAGGAUUUGAAUUAUUUCAAUAAAUUUCUAUGGAUUGCUCCGGAGUUAUUGCCUUUGACUGUUUUUCCGGGAAAUCCUGCAACACAAAAAGGGGAUGUCUAUUCGUUUGCUAUUAUUUUGGAGGAAAUCGUUGUACGAGGUGGUCCCUAUGAAACCGCACGACAAUUUAUGGAUGUACAAACCAUAUUGAAUCGUGUAGAGUCUCACGAAUGUCCACCAUUUCGUCCAUUUGUGGGUCAACGAGAUUGUCCUCCUGAUGUUCUGGAUUUAAUGGACAAAUGUUGGGCCGAUAAUCCAGAUGAUAGACCAGCAUUUGCUGCCAUACGUUCCACAGUCAGGCUUAUAAUGAAAGGCUUCUGUGAAAAUCUUAUGGAUGACCUGCUGCGACGUAUGGAACAGUAUGCCAACAAUUUGGAAAGUCUUGUCGAAGAGAAAACCGAACAGCUGAGUAUUGAAAAGAAACGCACUGAAGAGUUACUGUAUCAGGUAUUGCCACGACCCGUAGCCACUCAAUUGCUGGCCGGUGAAAUGGUUCAACCGGAGCAAUUCGAAUGUGUAACCAUUUAUUUCAGUGACAUUGUUGGCUUUACGGCACUCUGUGCCCAAAGUGGUCCCAUGGAAGUGGUGGACUUUCUCAAUGAUCUCUACAGUACAUUUGAUCGCAUCAUUGGCUUCUAUGAUGUCUAUAAAGUGGAAACUAUAGGUGAUGCCUAUAUGGUGGUAUCUGGUUUACCAGAGCGCAAUGCCGAUAAUCAUGCCCGAGAAAUUGGCCUAAUGGCCUUGGCCAUUUUGGAUGCUGUCAAAAGUUUCAGUAUUAAACACAAGCCAGAGUAUCAAUUGAAAAUAAGAAUAGGCAUACACUCGGGACCGGUGUGUGCCGGAGUGGUGGGACAAAAAAUGCCACACUAUUGUUUAUUUGGCGAUACUGUUAAUACAGCUUCGCGCAUGGAAUCUACGGGAAUGCCUUUGAGGAUCCAUGUGUCAUCCGCCACAAAAGUGAUUUUCGAUAAAUUCGGCACUUUUGAAAUGGAGUUGCGAGGUGAGGUGGAAUUGAAGGGUAAAGGUACUGUGACUACCUACUGGUUGGUGAGUUGUACAGAAGUAGAUCCUCGACCACCUACGCCGCAUAAGACCAACAAUGAUGAUGUUCCAUUUCCCAUAUUAUUUCCAGCCAUUGGCAAGUAAAUGUAUACAAUA